CCCGUUGCGGAGCACAGGCCCCAGAUGCGCAGGCCCAGCAGCCAUGGCCCACGGGCCCAGCCGCUCCACGGCAUGCGGGACCCUCCCAGACCGGGGCACGAACCCGUGUCCCCUGCAUCGGCAGGGGGACUCCCAACCACUGCGCCACCAGGGAAGCCCUCUCCUUUUUAUAGUAACUUCUUUUUAAACUCUCCAAACUCUCUCUUCCGACUAUUCUACCUUGAGGGAAGAUGCCCUGUCGGCCGUCCUGAUGCGCUGCCCUGGGCACCCCCAGGGCUCCCUGUGCUGGAGUCAGACAGCAGGUCGGCAGAGACCGCGGGUCUCCAAGCAGCCCUGUGGCCCAGCCUCUGCCCUCGGCUGCGUGCCGGGGUGGACCCCACGAUCCCCGAAGGCCCCUUCUGCCCUGAAGUCUUCCAUCUGGGCCCGGCUUCCUGUGGCCGUUUCUGGUUUUUCCUUUGAUUGCUCGUAAUCCCCUCACUUCCCCACCAGAAAGCACACCUCCAACCUCGUCUGAACUCUCCUGCGUUGGCAGGGUGGGCAUGAGUCAGCUGUUGCUUUCCUGGCCCUGCGAGGGGUUGAGGCCGCUGGGCUCUGACCCUGGGGCUGCAGCCGGGAGUGCCUCGGCAUCGGGUGUUGCACUAGAGGCUGUCUGUGCCACCCCCCCCCCCCGGCUCCCCUGUCCUCUCGUGGGCGCCCAGGGGACACUGUGGAGGCCACCCUUACCACCGGCUUCCUCCCAACUGUGGGGCAGGAGUCCUGGGGGUGAGCGCAGGGGCCCUGGUGGUGGGCUGGAGGCCCCACCGUUGACACUGUUUCACUGGAGGACGAGGACGGCCCUGCUGGUCCUACCGCCCGUCCUGGCGGGUGGGGAGCGGCCUGGGGCAGCCCGCAGAGGAUCAGGCAGCAUCUGCAUGUGUGUCUGUGUCUCUGUGCCUGUCUGCAUGUGCUGUGUGUGUUUGUGCCUUAACCUGCACCUCACACGCAGGGCCCUCACUGAGCUCCUGUGGGUCCCGGUUCUCCCUUACAAGUGUGCCUGUCUGUGAUGCCAGCCCCAGCCCACCCUAGUGAUGCCGCGGUGACACAGGCCUGGGUGCGACAUAGUCCGGGAGGCUGGAACCCAGGCAGCUUUCGUCACACAUGGUGCAGUGCCCGAGGUGCAUGCAGUGCGACACCAAGUUUGACUUUCUCACCAGGAAGCACCACUGUCGCCGGUGUGGGAAGUGCUUCUGCGACAAGUGCUGCAGCCAGAAGGUGGCGCUGCGGCGCAUGUGCUUCGUGGACCCCGUGCGGCAGUGUGCUGAGUGCGCCCUGGUGUCCCACCGGGAGGCCGAGUUCUACGACAAGCAGCUCAAGCUGCUCCUGAGUGGAGCCACCUUCCUGGUAACUUUUGGAAACUCGGAGAAGCCAGACACGAUGGUCUGUCGUCUUUCCAGCAACCAGAGGUACCUGCUUCUGGACGGGGACAGUCGCCACGAGGUCGAGGUCACGCGCAUUGCCGCCGUGCAGAUGCUCACGGAAGGCUUCCCUCCUGGAGAAAAAGACAUGCACACUUACACCAGCCUCCCGGGGAGCCAGCCCGUCUCUGAAGGAGGCAACGCGCGGGCCACAGGCAUGACCCUGCAGUACACGGCGCCAGGGGCGGAGGGCGUGACGCAGCUGAAGCUGACGGCCGGGGAGGACGCAAACGGCAGCAGAAGGCAGGCGACAGCAUGGCUGGUGGCCAUGCACAAGGCUGCCAAGCUUCUCUACGAAUCUCGGGACCAGUAACGCCACGUGGGCUGGAUAGUCCGCUAGGGGCAGCAGCACCUGCUCGCCGAGCACGCACAGGCGCAACUAACCCUACACGUGCUGGAAACGCAACUCAAGUACUCGGAGCUUACCUAGUGCAAUAUGUACACAGUUGAUUAACGCUCAGAACACCUCGUGCUUUAGAAUUGGUCUCAUCGAUGCCUAAUUGGGGGUGGGAGAGACUGAGCUACACUACUGCUAAAAUCUUUUUAGCAUAAUCUAAUCUAUACCAUGUUUUUAUGAGUGCCCAAGUUUACUAGAUAGUUCUGGCCCCUUGAUGUUCGUUCCAUUAAUUCUUCCACAGAAGUGAUCUGGGCAGUGGUGACCUGGCCUGAUUUGUACUGGAGCGCAUCUCUCAGACUGCCCGUUCACGUGUCACUCAUCUGGGGCUAUGAACAAACCUUUGCUACUUCACAGGGAAAGGAACAAGAUUUGUGUUUUGUACUUUUCACUAUUUCCCUUUAUUAAAAUAAUUGUACAACAAUUUGUAUAUAAAGCUUACGAUUAAAACCUAUUUUGAAAAUACG
Globicephala melas (long-finned pilot whale) is the source of this 2315-nucleotide messenger RNA. RefSeq names its product zinc finger FYVE-type containing 21 (gene ZFYVE21). NCBI's taxonomy places the organism in Eukaryota, Metazoa, Chordata, Mammalia, Artiodactyla, Delphinidae. The record is from RefSeq and is a predicted model, not a curated record. Gene Ontology annotation, molecular function: metal ion binding.